This is a messenger RNA of Botrytis porri, 783 nucleotides long. RefSeq lists its product as uncharacterized. The transcript has 6 exons. Lineage: Eukaryota; Fungi; Ascomycota; Leotiomycetes; Helotiales; Sclerotiniaceae. The coding region runs from base 1 to 783 and encodes 260 amino acids. The record is from RefSeq and is a predicted model, not a curated record.
AUGUCACACAGUUCACGUGAAGAUCUCCCCAGAGCUCUUCAGGCAUGGUGGUUUGAUGAAAGCCUUUAUGCCCUCACAACUCUUUUGGUUCGCCUUUCCAUCUCUGUAUUCCUUCUCAGAUUGUCUACUCGCUCACUACAUGAGAGCAUCAUCUACGCGACCCAAGCUCCUGUCAUUACUUUUACCAUAAUUUUCAUUGUUCUCGUUGUUUAUAGUAGUAUAGUUCCAGCAGCCAGCGUAGGACAUUCCGUCGUAGGAUUUACUGUGGACUGGACACUUGAUCUCUUGCCUAUCUGGAUUAUGUGGGAUUCGAAGAUGAGUGUGAAGGCCAAACUCUCUAUUUCCGGCGUUCUUUCUCUUGGUUUACUAGCCGGAAUCGCAACGAUAAUACGCAUACCUUUUAUCAAAGGCCUGCCGAUCACGGAUGAUUUUCUAUACGCAACCACAGAUAUAGCUAUCUGGUCCACCAUCGAGCCCGGUCUCCAAAUAAUUGCAUUCAGUGGCGCGACUCCCCGCCUUGUUCUCCGUCUCUUCUUUCCCCAAGCCUUCUCUUCACUUUAUCCCAUUGAACCUCGGGGUCAAAUCCAACCAUAUAGAACUACUUAUACCGAAAGACCAGAUUAUAUAUAUAUAAUAUCAAUCUCAUGGCCAAUAAACAAGCUUCAACAUAUCGAAAUUCAAAUUCUACAUAUACGGCUUUUGAUGAAGAUUCGAGGGUUUCGAGUUUUACGUCGUUCACUUGCAGUACUUUGUUUGAUAGUGCUAGAAGCUCUAGAAGUAUAA